Molecule: messenger RNA, 1509 nt
Organism: Epinephelus fuscoguttatus (brown-marbled grouper)
Lineage: Eukaryota; Metazoa; Chordata; Actinopteri; Perciformes; Serranidae
Gene: etfb
Product: electron transfer flavoprotein subunit beta
Exons: 7
Coding region: 70-834 (254 amino acids)
Cellular component (GO): cytosol
Molecular function (GO): electron transfer activity
Source: RefSeq, a predicted model, not a curated record
CCUUGGGUGAAGGUUCACAGCGGUGACACUGGUACUUUAGCUGUCUGCCACUGCACAGUUUCAGCAAUAAUGUCUGGUCGUGUCCUCGUCGGUGUUAAGCGUGUCAUUGACUACGCUGUAAAGAUUCGCGUGAAGCCGGACAACACCAGCGUGGUGACGGAUGGCGUUAAGCACUCAAUGAACCCCUUCUGUGAGAUCGCUGUGGAGGAGGCGGUCAAGAUGAAGGAGAAGAAGCUCAUUAAGGAGGUUGUGGCUGUCAGCUGCGGGCCACAGCAAGCACAGGAGACCAUCCGUACCGCCCUCGCCAUGGGAGCAGACCGUGGCAUUCAUGUGCAAGUGACCGGGAAGGACUAUGAAACCCUGGGACCCCUGCAGGUCUCCAAGAUCAUGGCUGCUUUGGCCAAGAAGGAGGAUGCUCAACUCAUCAUCCUUGGCAAACAGGCCAUCGAUGAUGACUGCAAUCAGACUGGCCAGAUGACUGCAGCCUUACUGGACUGGCCUCAGGGUACCUUUGCAUCAGAGGUGUCACUGGAAGGAGACAAACUGAAAGUGGUGAGAGAAAUCGAUGGCGGCCUGGAAACUAUUAAGAUCAACACACCAGCAGUGCUUACCGCAGACCUUCGACUAAACACCCCCAGAUAUGCCACCCUGCCCAACAUCAUGAAAGCCAAGAAGAAGAAGAUCGCUAAUGUGAACCCUGCAGACUUGGGGGUGGACAUCACGUCACGGUUGGAGGUGUUGAGAGUGGAUGAGCCUCCGCAGAGACAGGCUGGAGUGAAGGUGGAGACGGUGGAAGACCUAGUGAGCAAACUUAAGGAGACAGGGACGGUAUAGAGGCUUUAGGAGCAGGAGCAGAGGAGCGCAGAACUUGGCAGAAGGGACUCUGAAAUGAAUAACUGGACUGUACUGCAUAAGCACACCCCGAGGACUGGCUUAUGUGUUGGUCUAAUCCCUCUGUUUGAGACUGUGGCUUCUGAGGCACGGAGGUACCGACAGGGGAGGAGGAGUACUGAGAAACACUGUCCUGCAGCAGACAACCCCAAAAGGAUCAUCUUGUCUUUCAUGUGCAUUUAAACCUACACUCAUCUGUAUUAUAGGCUUCUAAUCUGAUUUAGAUAAACUGUCUUUAUGCAAUAAUUUAAACCCAGAAAUCACUACUCAUGCUGCUGUUUGCAUCACACUGUACACCACCAGUACGAGGCAUUACACCAACAGUUACCUGGCUCAGCUGUUUAAUCUUGUCUGUAGUCACACAUGUUAAGAGGUGCAGUUUUUGUAAAUGAUAUAUGUAAAUAUGGACCCAAACAUGUUGAGAUGAUUAUGUCCUCCCAGAUUAGUGCCGUGUCUGAUGGUAAUUUGUGUAAAUUUGUGGGUUUCAGGACAGCUUCGACAGUGUCUCUCAGUAAGACGAUCACACAUCUGAAUUUUACCAUAAGCGCCUCAUUUGUCUGUUGAUUGUACAGGACAUUACAUGACAAUAAAGCAGCCAGUCUUUUUCAUAUCUAAAUA